Molecule: messenger RNA, 6527 nt
Organism: Drosophila sulfurigaster albostrigata
Lineage: Eukaryota; Metazoa; Arthropoda; Insecta; Diptera; Drosophilidae
Gene: Afti
Exons: 5
Coding region: 427-4104 (1225 amino acids)
Biological process (GO): intracellular transport
Cellular component (GO): trans-Golgi network membrane; AP-1 adaptor complex
Molecular function (GO): clathrin binding
Source: RefSeq, a predicted model, not a curated record
GACUCGUUACUUCUGUGUAAAUACUUGUGACAUGUCACACAUCUCUAAGUGUGAAUGUCAGAACUAAACCUGGAAAAAAUUUGUUUUGUUAAAAGAAAUGGCUAUUUUUGCAUAUAAAAGCAAUUGAUUUCGAUAGUGUAGCCAUAUAAUAUUUGGAAAGUGAUAUUUGUGUAGACAAAGUGCCGACGGUCAAGUGUAAGCGUUCGCAUAAAUUCCAAAACUAGUAAGAAAAUUCCAACACAGACCUUGAGUGGGCUCACACAUACACACACACAGAGAAUAACUAAUACACAGACGCUGAUAAACGGGUUGAAACGUCACUUAGCGAGAGUUCCUGAAGUGUUUCGCAGCUGCUGUUAGCCAAAUUAGCACAACAACAACAAGCAGAAGAACAGGAAAUUAGAACAAAGGACUCACGACGUCGAAAUGGUGAAUGUGCCGCCGCCGCUAUUAUGCAGCACGCCACCCCCGAUUGAUUUUGGCGAGGAUGACGACGAUUCGGGGCUGCCAUCGACGCUACACUUAGAAGACGCUGACGGCGACGCUGACGAAUACUCAGAGUAUGGCUUAGUCACCGAAGCCACGCUCCAUGCAAAAGUGCCCUCGUUGCCAGAGCUGUCCAUAUCAAUAGAAGCAGCGAAAGAUUUAAGCAAUGGUCAUGCAACGGCAACUGCCAAACCAACAGUGGAGGCUUUCAAUUAUCAGGUGAAGGCGCCCGAGUUGGAAGCAACAACAAUUGAAGCAGAGAUGCCGCCACCUUUGGAAACCCUUGAAGUAGUAGCUGAAGAAGAGCAGGCAGAGGAUCAAGAAGAUCAGGAAGACGAAGAGGCAGACGAGGAAGAAGUCAAUACCAAUGAUAACAUACCCUCACUCAAACUUGACAGCCUAAGUCUGUAUUCCAGCGAAAGUGGCACCUUAUCACCUGUAGCCGAUGAGCAACACGAGCGGUCGGAACAACAGCAGGAAACAACCAAAGCACCUGUAUUGUGCCACCAGGUUACGCUGGAGGAUGUCACAGAUGACAGUGACGAGGAGUGUUCGCCAAAGAAACCCAAAGAACUAUUCAUACCUGAGGGUGCUGAUGACUUUUUUGCCAUAGAGAUUGUAGCCACACCCACUGUUAAAGACCCGCCUGCAUUAAGCAGUCAGCUGCCCCAUGUGGAGCACCACAACUUUGCUGCAUUCCAAGAGACGCCGCCCGAAGAUCUACCUCAAAUGGAGAUGAAAGUAAAUGGCAUAGUUGAAGAUGAAGAUGAUGACGACGACUUUGGUGAUUUUGCGGACUUUGCCGCAGCUCCAGCGCCAGUUGUGGAAGCGCCAGCUGCAGUGUCAGCUGCACCAACACCAGUUGCGGAAGCGCCAGCUACAGUGUCAGGUGCACCCCCGCCACUAGCAGCUGUUGCAGCUCCAGUUACAGUUGUUCCAGUUGAAACAGAGCCUGAUGAUGAUGAUGAUGGCUUUGAUGAUUUCCAAGAUUUUGCAACACCUCCAAUGGAAGCAGCCAUUGUGGCGGAUGAUGGUGACGAUGAUGAUGACUUUGGCGACUUCUCAGAACCCUCAUUUGUAUCAGCUGAACCUGCAGUUGUCCCACAAAUUGUAUUGCCCCAGCCACCGCCGCCAGCUGCUGCGCUGCUCAGUAUCACAGAGCGUGUGAAGCCAGUGCUGGAUGUUAUGUUCCCUAACGUAGAAGCGAGCAGCGGCGAAAAGCAGGCAGCAGUAAAACAGACGCCACUGGCGGAUGUGCAGAGCUUGCAGUUUGGAGCUAUUGAGCAAGCACAUGCUCUGGACUAUCAGUGGGUGAAUUCUGAGAUGCGACACUCCCUGGUGCGUUCCUUGGGCAUUGACUCGCGUAAUAUUUUGUUUGGCGACAAGUGGAACUCAUCGAUGCCACGUUUUGCCGCCAAUCUGAGCUACAAUCCACUGAAGCCACUCAAACCAACGCCAGCAACUGUGUUGGAGCCUCAACUCAUUUCCAGCUGGCAACCCGCCAACAAUAACAACAGCAACAGCGUCUCCAGCCAGCUGCCUUUAGAGGAAUCACAUGUACAGACAUUACAAUUGGAACAACAACAAGUACAACAAGAACAAGAACCACAACAACAACUAGACCAAGUAACGAUGGUGGCUAAUGCUGAUAAAAUAAAUCUUGUUACCUCUAACUACUCCCACUACUCCAAUAUCAAUAACAAUCACGAUGCCUGGGAUGCGAUGGAACUCCUCUCUGAUAAUCUAAAUGACAAUAUGACAAUCAACAAUAACAACAACUUUAAUAACAACAACGACAUCCACAACAACAAUGCCAAUGAAAUGCACAAUUUUGUCACACAUUUUGCCACCAUCUGCAAUAACAACAAUCAUGCAAUAACAACUACAACAACUACAACUAAUACAACAACAACAACAACAAUAAACAACACAAAUAUCACUGCUCACGUCGCCUUGCUGGAUCUUAGACUGGAAGCAGCAGCAACAACUUCAGCCACAACAGCAGCAGCAGCAACACCACAAACGAGCCAAGUUAAAACGCAGUCUGGCAUUGCUAAUGGGCAAGGGAAGAGCGAAGCAAUCGACAACAUCAGCAGCAGCAGCCACAACAGCAUCGAUGAAGCAAUCACAAGUGGCAACGAUGCCGCCCAUUUCGAUGACACCGCAGCAACAGCAUCAGUAUUUGCUGUUGCAGCAGCAACAGCGACGCUAUCGCCUGCUCUAUCAGCAGACGGCAAUGGCCACCACUUCGACGACAGUGAGCAGCUCGCUCAGCCGCAGCAGCAGCUUGAUCUGAGAAGCUCCCCAACGCCAUCGCCGCCACCAACAACAACCACCACAGUCAAUAGCAACCAGCAGCAAUUGCAUGAAGUCAGCAGCAGCAAUACCUAUGCGCUGCCCCUCAAGGAGACGCAUAUUUACACGCCCUCAAAGUCAGACACGGCGGUGGCCAAGACAACAACGCUGGCGCCCAUCGACUUUGACUACGAGAUCGCUUCGGCUGGCAUUAUCAUAGACGAAACAGUCGUCAAGAAAGAGUAUCGCGAUGUGGAAUACAAACCACCGCCAUUUGGCCUAGAUUCGCCCACCAAAUUGGGCAGCAAACCAGCUGCCGAGGACGAUGACUUCAGUGAUUUCCAGUCGGUAACCGCGACUGUUUCGGCCAUUAAGAGUACGACUGCACAGCAGCUGCAGCCACCAAGAAAUGGCACACCUACUUUUGGGGAGCAGAUGAUACUUAGUCCGGCCAUUCUGUUGCCGCAAACAAUUCCAUUGGCCAAGCCAAGCAUUGAGUGGGGCGACAAUGCGUUGGCCAGCAUUAAUGCCGAGGAAUUGGCGCGCAUCGAGGAGCUAUUCUCGCAUCAGUCCAAGCCGCCCACGAUAAGUGCAACGGUGGCGCAGCAGUCGCCAAAGCAACAGGCGCCACCGCCACAACACCAGCAGCAGCAGGAGGAUGAUGAGUGGUCGGACUUUGUGUCUGUGCCUGUGCAGCAACAACAACAACAGCAGCAGCAGCUACAAAACAACCACAACAACAAUGUUGUCAAGAUGCAAAAGCAACAACAAUCAGUUGCAGCCAAAGAGGACGACUGGUCGGACUUUGUGAGCAGCACACCGUUGGCCAACAACACGCUCAAUUCACGUGCUGCGCCCCAAUUCAAUUCGGGCGCCUGGCAGAGUGCCAACUUUUACAAUAAUCCCAUGAGCCUCUAUCAGCAACAGCAGCAGCCACUGGGCGGACACAGCAAUCUGGUUCCCAAAUAUCAAAGCAGCAACAACGGCAGCAGCAACAAUAACAACAACAACAAUGUGCCAGCCAUACCACAGCAGAUUCAUAUGAUGCAUGACUUUUCCACGGCGCCAACAGCGACACCAUUAACAGCGCAGACUGCAACUUAUCAGCAGCAGCAUCAUCAACACCAUCAGCAGCAAUUGCAACAGCAGCAGCAACAACAACAACAGCAGCAGCAGCGUCAGCAGUUUCAUCUGGGCAAUGCCAAGGUGGCGCCACGCAUCUCUCUGAUACCCGAUCUGAGUUUUGUGGCACCGGCAUUUCCCACGAAUGCUGGAGCAUUCAUGAGUUCGCUGCCAAAGCCCAGUUUUAGUGCCAAGAAAUGACAAAAGCUGCGGAGGCCACAGAAAAAGUCGUCAACGUUGUUAGUGGUGGCGCCACAGCCACGCCCCCUAACAGCCGAGGCAAGCAUCUUGACGUAGGCAAGGCAUAGAAAAAGAAUUAACGCGUCCUCCAGUCAGUAUUAUGAAUCCGUCUUGAUAUUUAAUUCAUUUGCUAAAUAAGUUUUGAGAGAAGCUGCGCAUAAUGUUUGCUCCUUGUUAUUGUUGAACUGUGUGUAUGUGUGUGAGAGAGAAUGUGUGUGAGUGUGCGUAGUUUGUAAUUGUUGCUAUAGCUUAUUGCUGUUGCUGUUGUUGUUGUCGUCAUCGUUGUUGCCGUUGCAGUUGUCGUUGUUGUUUAACUCUUAGGCCGUAGUUAUAGUCAAAACAAAAAAUAGUAAAGCAAUGAAUGAGAAUUCGAUGUCGGAAAAUGAAUUUCCUUAGUGCAAUAUUUUGUGAGAAACUUUUGAAAUUAGCAGGCCCCGAAUACUUAACUUACUCAGCAACCUAGUACUAAUAGUAAUAAUAGUUCUCUAAGAGCUGCUAUUGUUAUAGUUUUAGUGUGUAGAAGUAUGAUUAUACCUCUUGAAUUUUUCUGAUUUUCAAUUCUUUUCGCUGUUUUAAAACCUUUAGGAUAUUAACAUUGUAUCGUCCCCAGUUUAGGCCGAAGUCGUUUAGUCAAUUUUAUUGGUACCGUUUCCACUUUAAAUUAAGCAACAAAAAGAGUCCCAGCCAUUCCAUAAGUGAGAUACUCCAGAUGAAGCCCGCCGCCUAAGCGACAUUUGUUUUCUAAAUGAAUAUAAAUAUUUAAAUAUAUUUCGAUAUAAAUAUAUUUAUGUUUGUGAAUGUCUUGUAUGCCUGUCUGUGUAAGUUGAAUAGAAUUUGUUACGAUAUUAGAACUGUAUAGCGCCGUGCAUUCCAAGAGAGUAGUCAUAUAUAGUCUGCCAUGAUCUCCGAAGUGAAACAAAGAACAAUCGUCGGCUUCGCACUUUUUGUGUUAAAUGUUUCAUUUAUUUAUUUUGCGUAAUGUUUUUGUUUUCUUUGUUUUUUUUUUUUUUAUUAUUUUUUAUCUGCUUGCGAGUGCGUGUGUGUGUGAAUUUAAAACAAUUAAAAUGUAAUAAAUUAUAACUAAAUUCAAUCGAUGAUCGUAAACGUAGACUUAAAUUGUAAAUUAUGCAUUUGUGUCUGUUUGUGUGAGUGUGAUUUGUAUAUUUUAUUUUGUUUUAUGUAUUUUUUUAUUUUGCUAACAAAGAUGAAAUUAAAAUAAAACCUAAACAUGCGACAUGAUUAAAUGUUGGUUUUGCUGCUUCAUUUCAAUUGCGACUACAAAUUAAAAGUAAAUGUGUAUUAUGUGCUACAAACUAUAUAUAUAUAUUAUACAACUAAUAGAUAAUGUACUGUACUGUAUAAAUAUGCGCAGAGAUAUAAAUAAACAAAAACAAAAAUGAAUAAAAAUCAUAAUUGCAAAUGAAUUUUGUUAUUUAUUUGAUAAUUUGAACCAAGUUUUGUUGUCUGCAAUACAAUCUUGCACUUAUUUACUUAUCAAUAUCUAGAGGGGCGGGGAUCGUCUCUAUGGGAACGGAGAGAGGCGUUGGUGAUGGGCGGAAGGGCUGCGGCAUAUUAAAUAGAUUCAUUUUAUGUGAUCCUUCUGAAAGGAGGGAGGCGUGGUGUCAUUGAAACCUGCUUAUAGUCUACAUCGAACAAUGCGGCUCACUUAUUGCCUGAGGAAGCUCAAGGGGAGAAGUGAAUGGGUACAAGUAGAUGGCCAAUGCCGUCUCUUAUUUGUACGCAUCCUUGUGUCUCUCACUCUCUCAGGAAGUUGCGAGUUGCCAGAGGACGCUACAGAAAGCCUCGUUAAAUGUGUGCAAUAUAUGUAUGUAUGUGAGGGGAUUAAUGGAUUUUUAAUGCAAUAAUUAUAAACAUAUGUUUGUCUAAUCUAGUCAGAAUUUGUUUUGUUUUUUUUUUUCUUUUUUGCGGUUUUUUGUUUUUUGGAUUUUGGGAUUGGCGAGCGAGGUGCACGGGGUGUAUAUAGAUAGCACUAUGGCAGUAAAUAGUACAUAAUAUAAUAAUUAGCAAUUUAAUAUUACAUAUCUCUAUACCUAUAUAAAUAGUAUGUACGUUCAUUAUAAAUGUGAAUGCAAUGUUAAUGUCAUAAUUCAUCAGCAUACUGCUUUUCUUCAACUUCUUCAUCUAAAUGUUUAACAGUUUCAAUUCAAUCGAUCGAUGCCUUAACACAAAGCAAAAACGUUAACAAAUCGUAAAAAAAAAUAUGAUGAAGUGACGUUAAUUUGCACAACUUCCAUCGACUUCAUCUCUUUUUUUCUUCAUCUUUAUCAAGUAUCUCUCUUCUCUCUCAUCAAUGAAUAUAUGCUUAGCUAAUAUUAUUUGUUAUGUAUUUCGGUAAUGAUAGUUGCCACAGUGGCGGCUCAAAA